This is a messenger RNA of Maniola jurtina (meadow brown), 1748 nucleotides long. RefSeq names its product opsin-1-like. The record is from RefSeq and is a predicted model, not a curated record. Gene Ontology annotation, molecular function: G protein-coupled receptor activity. Gene Ontology annotation, cellular component: membrane. The coding region runs from base 194 to 1339 and encodes 381 amino acids. The transcript has 9 exons. Gene Ontology annotation, biological process: visual perception; phototransduction; G protein-coupled receptor signaling pathway. Lineage: Eukaryota; Metazoa; Arthropoda; Insecta; Lepidoptera; Nymphalidae.
CAUCGGUCCAAAGAUCGAGUAGCCUCCGCACCGCCUUGGCAUCCCCGCCGGAGAUUGGUUAUAGCAAACUAAAGACUGGAGUAGUUCGUGAAGCGAUUUUCUUCAGUAUUUUUGGUAUUAACCAUCUCGGGGCGACCUAUCCACCUGUAACCCUUUUUUUUUUAGUUAACACAUAAAUAAGCCAUAAACAGACAUGGCAAUCACAAGCAUGGACCCCGGACCUGGUGUAGCCGCUUUGCAAGCGUGGGGCGGACAGGCCAUGGCGUACGGCAGCAAUGAAACUGUCGUCGACAGAGUACCUCCAGACAUGCUGCACCUCAUCGACCCACACUGGUAUCAGUUCCCACCAAUGAACCCGCUAUGGCAUGGCUUACUCGGUUUCGUGAUCGCAGUUCUAGGCUUCAUCUCCAUUGCAGGCAACGGAAUGGUCGUAUACAUCUUCACAACCACAAAGACUCUCAAAACACCAUCGAACAUCCUCGUAGUGAACUUAGCGUUUUCCGACUUCCUUAUGAUGACAGUAAUGUCGCCUCCCAUGGUGGUAAAUUGUUUCUAUGAAACGUGGGUGUUUGGACCCUUGGCAUGCCAACUAUACGCUUGUGCGGGUUCAUUAUUCGGCUGUGGAUCCAUCUGGACGAUGACGAUGAUCGCUUUCGACCGCUACAAUGUAAUCGUAAAGGGCAUCGCCGCAAAGCCAAUGACAAUCAAUGGUGCAUUGCUACGAGUUAUGGCUAUCUGGGUCUUCUCAUUGGCAUGGACAGUAGCACCUAUGUUCGGAUGGGGCAGAUAUGUACCAGAGGGCAAUAUGACCGCAUGUGGAACCGACUACUUCGACAAAUCUUGGGCGAACCGCAGCUACAUCUUGAUCUACUCGAUUUUCGUCUACUACACGCCUCUCCUUCUCAUCAUCUAUUCUUACUUCUUCAUUGUUCAGGCUGUAGCAGCUCACGAGAAAGCGAUGAGGGAGCAGGCAAAAAAAAUGAAUGUGGCAUCUCUUAGGUCAUCGGACCAGGCGAACACGAGCGCUGAAUGCAAACUGGCUAAGGUGGCAUUAAUGACCAUCUCACUAUGGUUCAUGGCGUGGACACCUUACCUAGUCAUCAACUACGCCGGUAUCUUCGAGACCAUGACGAUCAGCCCCCUCGUGACCAUCUGGGGGUCUGUCUUCGCCAAGGCUAAUGCCGUCUACAAUCCUAUUGUAUACGGCAUAAGCCACCCGAAAUACCGCGCAGCGCUGUACGCGCGGUUCCCGGCGCUGGCGUGCCAGCCCGAGCCCGCGGCCGACACGGGCUCCGUGGCGUCGGCGGCCACGGCCACCGAAGAGAAGCCCUCGGCGUGAACGACCCCGCUCCACCUGCCGACGAUUCUGCCAACGCGAUCUUUAUUAUUUUUAUACGUGAAACAUUAUUGUACAAAGUUAAUAACUUGAGCACAGAACGCGAGCUGCCGAAGUAUUCAGGCCUUUGCCUUUAGCCUUUGUAGAUAUCAUCCUGCAUAUUUUCCGUUCGCGUUGUGUGCUUCGAGUUGAACGUUGCACACAUUUAUGCCUUUGUUUGUAAACAUUGGCCGGCGGCAUAAAAAAUACAAAAAAAGUGAAGGGAAUCAUGUCGCUAGGCCGCCCCAGAAACCAUGAGACUGCUCCCAUUAGUACCUAAUACGUAACGCAAUGAAAUCUAAAUGACGAAAAAGACGCUUUGUAUCUUGGACAAAUAAAGUUAACGACAGGCAAAGUGGUUUAUGACCACAUA